GUUUGCUUUUCCCUUUUUUUUCAAAACUCGGAUCUAUCCACGGAUCUCAAGAUCUGCUCUACCGAAACAACUUUACUCAUCUCUCCCUUUUUCAUUCCUUCCUGUUCCUCCAACCGAAAUCGAUGUCAGAGAAAACCCCCGUACAUCUUCCCGAAGAAUGUUGGGAACUCGUGUUCUCUUUCGUCGACCACCAUCGUCACUUCGAAUCGCUAUCUUUGGUCUGCAGGCAGUUCCUUGCCAUCUCCAAUCAACUUCGAGUCAUCCUCACUGUCACCGACCAGACAAUUCUUUUCCUUCCUCGACUCCUGCGAAGAUUCCGUCGUCUCCGCAAGAUAGAACUUCGUGACUUUCAUGGAGACCUCGAAGGCCUUCUUAAUCAGAUUGCAAUAUCCGGGUUGGAAUCGUUGGACCUAGAAGCUCUCCAUCUUUCCAAUCAGAAGAAUCUUCCCCUCGAUGGGUUGAGAGAAUUGGGUUCGAAUAUGAAGAACUUGAGAAGUCUGAAUUGCUCCAAGAUAGGCUUAUUGCAGGACAUCCAUCUGUUUACUAUAGCAUCAUCGUUUCCAAAUCUGGAAGAACUUGAUAUUAGCUAUCCUGAGCAUAAAGAUUGCUACUCCUCAAAUGAGCUGGAUAAUUUCGGGAGAAUUUCGGGGCCUGUGACUGACUUGGGGGUUUCUGCCUUGACAUUGAAGCUUAAGAACCUGAUCAAGAUCGACCUUUCAGGUAACCAGUUCAUUACCAAUCAAUCACUAAUCGCUCUGUCAUCCAAUUGUACCUUAAUCAGAGAAAUCGCGGUCCGAGACUGCACUUGCAUAACCCCAAAUGCUAUUGCUUUCGCGAUUCGUUAUAGUCGUGAAUUGAGGUCCAUAUCGGUAAAUGAAAUCGGGUUGCCUUCAAUGGAGGUUGGUUUCGUAGAAUCUUUUCUAUACGCUAAAGCUUUGGGAGAUAUUGAUUUGUCAAACUCAUUUGUUCCGGAUGAACUGCUUUAUUCAAUUGUAGAAGCAUGUCUCCCACUAAAUAAGCUCACUCUUGCCCAUUGCCACGGUUUCACGUUUGCCGGCUUCUCUUUGCUGUUGAAAAAGUACCGGAGUCUUAGUUUGUUAAACCUUGAAGGAGUAAGUUUUCUCACAGACCAGAACAUAAUGGAGUUAUCCGACUCUUUCUCCAAGUUAACCUCAAUAAAUCUCAGUAAAUGUUCUAAGCUCACAAAUUCGACCUUCUUUACCAUCAUGAAAAUGUGUCAUCUACUGAAUGAAGUCAAAAUGGAGAGAACAAAUAUAGGGAAGGAAGAUCUUACUACGGAUUUUGUGGUGAACCCUCGCGUCAAGGCUCUAAACUUGGCUCAAAAUGGUAAAUUAGGAAAUGAGAGUAUCAAAACUUUGGUUACUGUUUGCCCUAGUUUACAAGUCCUCGACCUAAGUUCUUGUUGGGAAAUCACAGGAGAAAGCAUUUCAGAAAUUUUUAAGAGUUGCAGGGAGAUCAGGCAUUUGGAGAUAAACCAAUGUAGAGGGAUUAAGGAGUUCAUGAUAGACUUCGAACUCUCCGAGUUGGAGGAACUAAGUGCAAAAGGAUCAGGGAUUAAUGAUGAUGCUUUGGCUAUGAUCGGAAAGAGAAGUUGCAGGCUACGACGUUUGGAAUUGGCGGGCUGCCUGAGUGUGACGGAUAAAGGGGUGAAGCAAGUACUGAAGAACUGCAGAGGAUUAAGGGAGAUAAAUCUGAAAUGGUGCGAUAAUGUGAAUAUAGAGAUUGCGUGGAUGGUGUUUUCAAGGCCAUCAUUAAGAAAAAUAACUCUGCCUUCUGGUGGUUUUCUUUCUACCGAAAGGCUAAGGAAUCUGUUCUUGCGUCACGGCUGUUUUGUUGGGGAGGACUAGCAUAAAGGACCUGGAAAGUGUCCCUCGGAUAUUCAAUCAUUUUACAGCUCCCUUCAGUUAACUUCUGCACGGAAUUAGUUGAAAAUAAACGUUGUGUGAAUUGUAAUUUGUUUUUGUAUCAGCAGACUCUUAAUUUUAAGAGAAAUGUCAUUCUUCAUGCUAGAUUUUGUUA
This is a messenger RNA of Carya illinoinensis, 2040 nucleotides long. RefSeq names its product F-box/LRR-repeat protein 2. The transcript has a single exon. Gene Ontology annotation, cellular component: SCF ubiquitin ligase complex. Lineage: Eukaryota; Viridiplantae; Streptophyta; Magnoliopsida; Fagales; Juglandaceae. Gene Ontology annotation, biological process: SCF-dependent proteasomal ubiquitin-dependent protein catabolic process. The coding region runs from base 123 to 1868 and encodes 581 amino acids. Gene Ontology annotation, molecular function: protein binding. The record is from RefSeq and is a predicted model, not a curated record.